Messenger RNA from Lingula anatina, 2357 nucleotides. RefSeq names its product negative elongation factor B. Gene Ontology annotation, cellular component: NELF complex; nucleus. NCBI's taxonomy places the organism in Eukaryota, Metazoa, Brachiopoda, Lingulata, Lingulida, Lingulidae. Gene Ontology annotation, biological process: negative regulation of transcription elongation by RNA polymerase II. The record is from RefSeq and is a predicted model, not a curated record.
CUGAGACAGACAUUACUGGACACAUGUGAAAGGAGUUUUCUGUCUAGUUCCUUGCAAUGCCUUAAACCGAGACAAUAGGGAAGGUCAAAAGCGACACCCAAAACAGUUUGAUGUAGUGCAUUUCUGUAGCGUGCAGUGGACUCCAAUAGUUUGUUUUCUAUUGCUAGAAGUAGCAUAGUGGCAGUUUAUCUGUUUUUUACUUGCAAAUGCAUUGGAUCAUUUUCAGAUUAAAAUUAUCUAAAGAUGUCUGGGUUGGAAGAAGUAGGCAUACCAGGCAGUGAUUACUUGAGAGAGGCAUUGACCAAUUGUACAGACCCAAUUGCAGCCAUAGAAGAGUUUCAAGAACAGAAUGGCAUCCUUUUGCCAUCCCUGAAACCAGCUUUGCCUUUCUUAGAUCUGCAUGGUGUAAUGAGACUUGAAUUCCAUCAAUCUGUAGUGGAAGAACUGCAGGAAAGGCUGCUAAAGAGAGUGGCAGAGCUUUCAAGUGGGGAAGAUAAAGGAAAAAACAAACAGCUGAAUGAACUCUUAGAAAAGAGCUUUCCUUUGAUAAAAGUAAAGUCACUGAGACCAAUAGUGAUGUGUGUCAUGAAGCAUUUGCCUAAAAUUAAGGAUUCUUAUUUGGCUCAGAUCAAAGAAGACAGAGAACUUUAUGAGGAUGCAUCUGUGGAGGUUAAAAGGCAAAUUUGGCAGGAUGACCAGGCACUGUUUGGGGAUGAGGUUUCUCCAUUGCUCACUCAAUACAUUGAAGAGAAACAGAAUACAUUGUUUGAUCACAGAAAUAGUGCAUUGACAUUUUUCACUGCCUCCACCAAAGUCCGAAGACAAAAUCCUGUGGUUCAGAAACUUGUGACCAUGGUUGGUAAAAACAUCAAACUGUAUGACAUGGUCCUUCAAUUUUUACGCACACUAUUCCUGAGGACACGUAACGUGCAUUACUGUACAUUGCGAGCUGAGAUACUGAUGGCACUUCAUGAGCUGGAGAUUCAUGAGAUAUGCUCUGUGGACCCCUGUCACAAGUUCACCUGGUGUUUAGAUGCCUGUAUUAGGGAACGCUUUGUGGAUGCUAAGAGAGCCAGAGAACUACAAGGCUUCUUAGAUGGAAUUAGAAGAGGACAAGAACAGGUGUUGGGUGACCUGUCUAUGAUAUUAUGUGAUCCAUUUGCCACAAACACUGUAAGCUUGUCCAUACUGAAGCACCUGAUAUCUGCCUCUAAUACAGAGAGCUUGCCAAGGAACAAUGAAGAUAUACUGCUGUUGCUUAGAAUGUUAGUGCUUGGAAUUGGGUCUUGGGAAAUGAUUGAUAGCCAAGUGUUUAAAGAACCAAAACUGGAUGUAAACAUCGUGACACGUUUCCUACCAGGCAUUGUGUCCAUGCUAGUGGAUGACAACAUUCGAAGCAUCUGUGCAAAAAUACCUGAUGAGAAAUUAGAAGAGACUAGAAAUCCUCCAGAGCAGUAUAUACGCUUCAUACGAAACAGUGAGGUGGCCAGCAUCAUAGCCCUGCAUCAUGCUCUCCAUGCUAUGAAGCAGAAGGACAAAGUGACGUUGAUGAGGGUGCUCCCUGAGCUAUCAUCCUGUGAGAAUGAGAGGGCGUAUGAUGACACCAUGAUGCACUCCUUAGUGUCCUAUCUCAUCUUAAUGGCUGAGGAGUUCAGCCAGGAGGACUUCUGUAUGGCUGUAUUUGAUGAAUUGAUGUUGCCCAGCAUUUCUAAAGAGAGUGCUUUGAGACAUACACUGCGUCUGGUCUGGUAUGUCCACCACCGCCUGCCACCACACAGGUUAGAGGCACUAAUGACGGCAAUGAAACCAAGUACUGAGCAUAGUGAAGCAGUUCAUACCACAUUCCAGUUACUAAGUGAUAAGAUCAACACCUACCAGCCUAGCCCAGCACCACUAGAAGAACACAUCAACUCCCCACUGAUGAGUGUGCCUGCACCUACUCCAAUGCAGUAGACAGGAAUGAUAGUGCCAGAACCCCACACACUUUUAUAAACACACAAAUAUAUGGAGAUAACUUAAAUUAUUUGUGUGUCAGUGUGUAUAAUGGACAUCAAUGAUAAUGCUUUAAUAUCUAUAUUGAUAACUAUAGCGAUAACUUAUCUCUCCGAUGGACAUGGAUGGACACACUAGAAUCUGAAUCACAGAGUUGCAGAUUAAGGGCAGUAUAUGAACUUUCAUGAAUUAGGGUGCAGUUAUAUGGAUAUUUGAACCUCAGCAAGUUUUGUACACAUCAAGGGAUAGGAGAUUGAAUUGUUGUUCAAGUUUCCAUGGUUUUGAUUAAAUUUUCGAUAUUUUGAAGGGGAAACAAGUUUUUCUUUUCCUUGAUGCAGCAGUUUGACAAACUGCUCCUUUACACU